This is a messenger RNA of Miscanthus lutarioriparius, 528 nucleotides long. The record is from the annotation of a GenBank genome assembly. NCBI's taxonomy places the organism in Eukaryota, Viridiplantae, Streptophyta, Magnoliopsida, Poales, Poaceae.
AUGUACGGCAUCCUGACCUCCCCCUGCCCUCGGUCCCCGCUUCUCCGCGCCCUCCCGAGCCCAUCCGCCCGCGCAUUCCCCAGAACCCUAGCCUUCCCCGCGAGACCCCUCCCCCGCGGCUUCCGCCUGACCCCUCCGCGCGCUGCCGCGGAGGCGUCGGCGUCGGCGGCAGCCACGGCGCUGGGCGGGCUGCUGGCGUCGCCGCUCUCGACGCUGGAGGCCGCCCUGCGGGGCCUCAACUUCGCGCCCCUUCGCGCCCCCGUGGCGGCGGCGAUGUCGGCGGCCGUGCGGUGGCUGGGAGUGUACCGGGAGGUGCUGCUCGUCGGCGUGCUGCUCUCCUGGUUCCCCAACAUCCCCUGGGACCGCCAGCCCUUCUCGGCCCUGCGCGACCUCUGCGACCCCUUCCUCGCCCUCUGCCGUGAGGUCAUGCCCCCUGUGUUCGGGCGCAAGCUCGACCUCAGCCCGCUUGUUGCGUUCAUGGCUAUUGACAUCAUCAUCAUGAUCCUGCGCCCGCAGCCACGCAUGUGA